AUGCGAAGCUGGUUGCAGCAGAGACAGAGACACAGCGACACAGAGAAGACUGAGACACCAGACGCCAUCCUCACGCUGCCCCAUCCGGUCGUCGCUGGGGGUUCACCUGAGCAACGUCUCGUGGAUCGACUUUACUUUUGGUGCUUUUUGGUGCCUGACAGCUCUCCACCAGACCUCAUUUUACUUGCCGUCUUGGACCUUAAUGCGCUUGGGCACUCAUCACUGGCGUCGACUGCAUUAACAGCCGACCCCAUCAACACCAAGUUUCUGGUUUUGCCCAAAUCAACCCUUGCCCCAUCCGGUCAAGAAUGGCGGCCAGUGCCGUUUAGGCCCAUUUACUUGACCUGUCUGCAUCUGGGAACACUUUCACGGGAUCAAGGAAAAUCAACCCUAUUCCCUUUCUCCCUUCCCUCUCCCCUGUCCUCCGUUCUAUUAUCAUCAUUUCCCUUCUUAGUAUCAUUCUUCUCCUUGCGGUCUUGUUUACCGCAAACCAAUUCUGGUUCUGCUCUCACCGUACAUUCUUUGUUUCUGCAACAGCUCAGCUUGCAUGAGCUCCUUUCGAGCUUCAAUAAGCCUGGGCUAGUCUAG
Messenger RNA from Pochonia chlamydosporia 170, 588 nucleotides. RefSeq lists its product as hypothetical. The coding region runs from base 1 to 588 and encodes 195 amino acids. The transcript is spliced from 2 exons. NCBI's taxonomy places the organism in Eukaryota, Fungi, Ascomycota, Sordariomycetes, Hypocreales, Clavicipitaceae. The record is from RefSeq and is a predicted model, not a curated record.